Molecule: messenger RNA, 1077 nt
Organism: Durusdinium trenchii
Lineage: Eukaryota; Dinophyceae; Suessiales; Symbiodiniaceae
Source: the annotation of a GenBank genome assembly
AUGGCAGCGGCCUCACGGCCAAACCUUGAAAAAGCCACAUGGUUGGGCCACGUGCAGCGUUUGCGCGAAUUGCUUGAUGAAGAGUGCUCUGAAGUGCAGAGAAGCUUAUCUGAACAUACCUGUGGCAACCAGUGGGAUGCAGAGAUGGAUAAGAACGAAAUCCCUUGCCAAAAGGAGGAAGCCAACGAUGCGUCCGAUGCGAAUUCGAAUGUUUGUAGCGCGAUGUCUGAACUGCAAUCAGCUUGGAAGGGCGGAGAAGCCAACGAGGUCGUAGCACUGAUCCAAUCUGCUUUGGCUUUGGUGGGCGUUUACGAAAAGAACGCAAGCAGAUCUGCUUGCGGAAAGGCUAAUGAGGAUGUGGAUGGUUUGAAGGCUGCCGCAACAGCAGAACUGGCAGCCAUUGAGCAGAAAGUGGAGGAAGCUCGCAAAGUUGCACAACGCCGUGAGGAGGAGAAAAAACCAAGUGUCAAAAGUCUUUACCUCGGCCUUUCGCUCGCAAUGGUUAGCACCGACAUUGAAAGCCCGCACUUUGGGAACUUCAACGGCAUCAGCGCUGCUCAAAUUCGCUUAGGCUUCAUUCGAAAAGUCUACGGCAUUGUAUGUGCACAAGUCACCGCCACGGCCCUUUUUGCAGCCCUUUGCUGCGGACCAUUGCAGCAUCCAGUCACAAGCUUUGUCAUGCAUUGGCCUAGCACUUUUCGGUGGGGAUCCUUGAUUGCCACAGGCCUCUCACUGUUUCUAUGCUACACCGGCAAGAACAGUUUCCCGAUGAACUUCUACGGUCUUUGUCUUCUCACUGCUGUCAUGGCUUGCGAUGUAGGUGCAGUGAUAUUUUGUGCAUACCUGGUUUUCGACACAUGGCGCAUUGCAAAUGAGCUGGAAGUGGAUGAUUAUGUGGAGGGCGCUGUCCAGUUGUACAUGGACAUCAUCAAUCUGAGCUGCGGCAAAGGCUCAAAACCCAAGAAGAAGCACGGGAGAAAGGAUGUGAGGACCAGUGACCAUGGUCAUUGUGAGUGGCGCGCAUUUCGCAUUUGCGCCAAGAUGCCCACAGGAAGCCGCGUCCAAAGCCACGUCUAA